CCUCGCGUGCUCGGGAACUUGGCAUUCUCACUUCCCUCUCUUCUCAUCUCAUUCUUUAGAGCACAGAACCAGGAAACAUAAUUAAACAUUCUUAUUGCCCAUCAUGAAUUAUAUAAACGUCGAAGAUUACGAUCUGGCUCCCAAGGACCUGGAACUCAAUCCCGCCGGCCUGCAGCCCGGCGCACCAGAUCGAGGACAGGGGGCGGCACGCGCUCGUCUGCCUCAACAUCGUGCGGGCCAUGAAGAUGUACGCGGCGAUCGACCCGGAGUCGCUGGAGCCGUUUGACAUCGAGGACCAGGCCUUCGGCGUGGAUCUGGCGGCCCGGGAGAAAUACGAGAGGGCCAAGGACGCAUACUCAAAGGUGCUCCAGCUCGAGCGCACCGUCGACGCGGUCCAGAAGUCGCUGGCGGAGCGGUUCAGCAUGCUGGAGAAUGAUCGGUGGGAUGAGUCCGAAGCGCGGGAGUUUGUGCCGGCCGGGUUGAUGAGGCUGGGCCGGGACCAGGACGCGUAUAAUUUUGCGAAACGUCAGUAUGGAGACAACGCAUUUGAGCACCCGGAUACGAUGAUCAAGAGCAAGAAUGCGCUGUUUGGGACGUUGAAUUCCCUGCUGCUGCUCAAGAUCAAGCUGUACCUGGACCUCCGGGAUAUUUGCAACGCGGAUUGGAUGCUGAGGAAGUUUGUGGUCAACAGGAAGGGCAAGGACGGCGUCGCCAUGGGGCUCCCGUCCGAGGUGAUUGACAUGAUCAAGUGA
Molecule: messenger RNA, 752 nt
Organism: Colletotrichum phormii
Lineage: Eukaryota; Fungi; Ascomycota; Sordariomycetes; Glomerellales; Glomerellaceae
Exons: 2
Coding region: 240-752 (170 amino acids)
Source: RefSeq, a predicted model, not a curated record